CAGCUGGCUGGCUCUGCGCGCGAAGUGGCUGCAGCCGGUGGGCCUCUGAGGGUGCUCACAACGGGGUGACGGGCGGCCCUGCUGGAAAAGAAGUGCACCGGUGCCCGGGGUGGGAGGAUGUGAUGACGCUGUGCCCCCGCAGCGGGAACUCGCGCCUUUAAAAAGCUGAGGAAACAGCCUCUGAGCAGACAGUGGCUACACUGGAGGCAAGCACACCCAGGUCUCACAUUAAAGAAGCCAAACUGUCUGCUUCAAAGAGAAAAGGCAACAUCCUGUCACAGGCCAUGCUCUGGCAAAAACCCACAGCUCCAGAGCAAGCCCCGGCCCCACCCCGGCCAUACCAGGGGGUGCGCGUGAAGGAGCCGGUGAAGGAGCUGCUGCGGCGGAAACGUGGCCAUGCCAGCAGCGGGACGCCGGUGGCACCGACCGCGGUGGUGCUGCCCCAUCAGCCCCUGGCCACCUACACCACAGUAGGUCCUUCCUGCCUUGACAUGGACAUGUCUGCUUCCACGGUGACAGAGGAGGGGGCCCUGUGUGCCGGCUGGCUCUCCCAGCCCGCCCCGGCCACCCUCCAGCCCCUGGCCCCAUGGACGCCCUACACCGAGUAUGUGUCCCAUGAAGCUGUCAGCUGCCCCUACUCGGCUGACAUGUAUGUGCAGCCCGUGUGCCCCAGCUACACGGUUGUGGGGCCCUCCUCGGUGCUGACCUAUGCCUCCCAGCCGCUCAUCACCAACGUCACGGCCAGAAGUGCUGCCACGCCUGCAGUGGGGCCCCAGCUGGAGGGCCCAGAGCACCAGGCCCCCCUCACCUACUUCCCGUGGCCUCAGCCCCUGUCCACGCUGCCCGCCUCCACCCUGCAGUACCAGCCUCCAGCCCCAGCCCUGCCUGGGCCCCAGUUUGUCCAGCUCCCCAUCUCUCUUCCGGAGCCGGUCCUUCAGGACAUGGAAGACCCCAGGAGGGCCAUCAGUUCCCUGACCAUCGACAAGCUGCUUUUGGAGGAGGAGGAAAGCGACACCUACACACUUAACCACACGCUUUCUGUGGAAGGCUUUUAGGGCUGGCUCCCACCCGACAGUCCUAUUCCCUGAAACUGGGAUUUAAAAAUAAGCCUGGUGAUAUCACUCAUAUAUAGAAUCUUAAAAAAAAAAAAAAAAAAGAAGACAAUGAACUUAUAUAUAAAACAGAAA
This is a messenger RNA of Camelus dromedarius (Arabian camel), 1187 nucleotides long. RefSeq names its product POU class 2 homeobox associating factor 1 (gene POU2AF1). Bases 285 to 1055 code for a protein of 256 amino acids. NCBI's taxonomy places the organism in Eukaryota, Metazoa, Chordata, Mammalia, Artiodactyla, Camelidae. Gene Ontology annotation, molecular function: POU domain binding; transcription coactivator activity; DNA binding. Gene Ontology annotation, biological process: positive regulation of transcription by RNA polymerase II. The record is from RefSeq and is a predicted model, not a curated record. The transcript has 5 exons. Gene Ontology annotation, cellular component: RNA polymerase II transcription regulator complex.